Molecule: messenger RNA, 1113 nt
Organism: Penicillium verrucosum
Lineage: Eukaryota; Fungi; Ascomycota; Eurotiomycetes; Eurotiales; Aspergillaceae
Product: putative C6 finger domain protein
Exons: 3
Coding region: 13-1113 (366 amino acids)
Biological process (GO): regulation of DNA-templated transcription
Molecular function (GO): DNA-binding transcription factor activity, RNA polymerase II-specific; zinc ion binding
Source: RefSeq, a predicted model, not a curated record
CUCCUGGGAGCUAUGCCCAUAGCUGUCGACCAUAUGGCAUCAACAGCAAAUUCACAAAGCGCCAUGGACGCAAAUGACAAGAAGCGCAAUAAGUUAGGAUAUCAUCGAACAUCUGUCGCAUGCGUGCACUGCCGACGACGAAAGAUCCGAUGUCUCGUAGCGCCAGAUGAUACGGAAGGACGAUGUGAAAACUGCAUUCGAUUGCGAAAGGACUGUCAGUUUUUUCCAGUGGACCAGCAACCACCGAUUGAAAAGAAAUCACGACCAAAUUCGAGAUUGGAGACACCAUCAACCGAGCGCUCAAACACCACACCAAUUGCUUCCUCUCCGACUAAUUUGAUGGCCGACCCCGCCGAGACCUUCUACCCAUAUCAGGCUAUGCCAAUGAGCACCUCGUCCGCGCAGGACAUUUCAACUUACAACGUCGGAAUGGUUCAAACCAACAUGAGCAUAACUCCAGACCCACCCAUGGGACCAGGAGACUUUGCUGGACAUCAACCGAUUGAUACCGGGGUCGCGUGGGACGAAUUUACAAUGGCGGACCCACAGCUGUUGAAUACGAUGGCAGCCGGAAAGGGUCAGAUGAUGAAUAUGUCUCCCAACUUAUGGAAUCCUGGGAGCAUACACUCAGGCCUACCACCCCCUUCGCCGAUAUCUGCAGCAUCUUCAAUGGGAGGCCCAUCGCAACCUCUGGGCCAGACGGCAUACGCCAUGCAACCAGACGGAACAGUUUGGCAGGUCCCGCCGCCACCACCACCACGAACCAUGAGCUACCCUGGACAAGAAAUGGGCUCAUCAUACCCUAAUCAUUUUCACCCACAAAUGCCCACGGAGCUCAAACGGAGAAUGACCACACCCGCACAAUCCCUGUCUGCCACGAGUGCCAUGGCCCCGCAAGGCUCGCCAGAUACGCCUGAGAUGCAUACACCAGGCUCUGUCUCAUACCCACCAGGAAUGAACUACCCGCAAUGGCAGGAUAUGAAUGCCAUGUCCGGAAUGGGCGUGGUGCCAUAUCCUAUGUACCCCGCCGACGCAGUUCCACAACAUGUAUACCCGCCUAAUCCUGCUUCGAUGGGACACCCCGGAGGCACCUCACGGUCACCGAACCCAUGA